This is a messenger RNA of Penicillium verhagenii, 1497 nucleotides long. RefSeq names its product adenosylmethionine decarboxylase SPE2. Bases 1 to 1497 code for a protein of 498 amino acids. The record is from RefSeq and is a predicted model, not a curated record. Gene Ontology annotation, biological process: spermine biosynthetic process; spermidine biosynthetic process. NCBI's taxonomy places the organism in Eukaryota, Fungi, Ascomycota, Eurotiomycetes, Eurotiales, Aspergillaceae. Gene Ontology annotation, cellular component: cytosol. Gene Ontology annotation, molecular function: adenosylmethionine decarboxylase activity. The transcript is spliced from 2 exons.
AUGGUUUUCACCGGCAUUCCCCAGAAUUACACUCAGUCUCCGUCCUCGUUCGCUGGAACACCUUCUCUGAUCAUCAAUCAUGAGGCUACUCAGGACCUCGAUUCUUCUAAUGCCUUUGAAGGCCCUGAGAAACUUCUAGAGGUGUGGUUCGCCCCAUCUGCCAACGAGCUUGGCGCUGCAGGCCCAGAUGGCCUGAAGAGAGUGCCUAGCGAGAUCUGGAAGGAUAUGUUGGACCUGGUCAACUGCCAGGUGCUGUCCGUGGUCGGAUCCGAUGAUGUGGAUGCCUACCUCCUGUCCGAGUCCAGCAUGUUUGUCUGGCCACACAAAUUGAUUCUCAAGACCUGUGGAACUACCACUCUGCUGUCCGGUCUCCCUCGCAUUCUCGAGAUUGCCACCUUGUUUGCCGGAUUCCCGCGUGCGACCGCACCGUCUUCUUGUGGCAUCGCAGUUGCUGCGACUCCCUACCGUGUCUUCUACAGCCGUAAAAACUACCUGUUCCCCGAUCGUCAGCUUGGACCCCACCGCAGCUGGCGUGAUGAAGUCCGCAAUAUGGACCAGCUUUUCCUGAACGGAAGUGCUUACAUGAUUGGCAAGAUGAACGGCGAGCACUGGUACUUGUACCUGACCGAGCCUAACACCAUACUCACGCCUCCGGCCAGUCCUACGGACCAAGUGAGUUUCAAAGAGACCGAGACCAAACAUCUCCAAGUCCCGCACGAGGCUCCGAUCGCUACUUGCGAAGAGAAUGACGAGACUUUGGAGAUUUUGAUGACCGACUUGGACGAGGAACAUGCGAAGCAAUUCUAUCUGGACAACGCCGCUGCCGUGGCCGAAAAACAGUACCGCAACUACGACAGAGAUGAGGGUGUCGACCACGUUGAUGUCUUCAACAAUGGCUCCGACCUCGAUGAAGAGGUGCAGGGCGAACGAGUCUUGCCAGCAGAGCUGACCACUGAGGGUCACGCUCUUGGUGCCGUCGUGUCGCAGUCCUGUGGUCUUUCGGAUAUUUACCCGAAGAGCAAGUUUCCAGAUGCUCGCAUUGAUGCGUACCUCUUCACACCCUGUGGUUUCUCGGCCAACGGUGUUGUUCCUGCGCCGGACAGCAAGGCCCCGACUCAUUAUUUCACGGUGCAUGUGACUCCCGAGCCUCAAUGCUCGUAUGCAUCCUUUGAGGCUAAUGUCCCACACUCGCAGAGCAAUAAGACCACCAUGGAGAUCAUUCAGCAGGUUGUGGACAUCUUUAAGCCUGGCCGUUUCAGCAUCACCUUGUUUGAAACGAAGCCUAGUGUUGAGGAGAUUGACGCUGAUGCUGGUGACUUCGAUGAGAAACACUCGCUGCAACCGGCUCUGCGCCGCAACCCCAAGAAUGAGCACGUCGAGGGUUACCGUCGUGUAGAUCGCAUUGUUCACGACCUGAACGGAUACGACCUUGUGUUCCGAUACUACGAGAGCAACGACUGGAAAGGGGGGGCUCCCCGGAUUGGUGAGAAGAUUUAA